AGCUGCGCGGUGAUCCCAGCGUGCACCGCGGCGCGGAACCGGCGCCGGGAGCGGACGAGCGAGGUGGUUCAGGGCGCUGCUUGCGCUCGGAGUCGGCUGGUGGCCUGAAGCUCGAGGCGGAGUCGACAUGGAAGUGAAGGAUGCCAAUUCUGCACUGCUCAGUAACUAUGAGGUGUUCCAGUUACUAAGUGAUCUGAAAGAGCAGCGUAAAGAAAGUGGAAAGAAUAAACACAGUUCUGGGCAACAGAACUUGAAUACUAUCACCUAUGAAACAUUAAAAUACAUAUCAAAAACAUCAUGCAAGUACCAGAGUCCUGAGAUUGUCAGAGAAUUUCUCACAGCAGUGAAAAGCCACAAACUGACCAAAGCUGAAAAGCUUCAGCUGCUGAAUCACAGGCCCAUGACUGCUGUUGAGAUCCAGCUGAUGGUGGAAGAAAGUGAAGAACGGCUCACAGAGGAGCAGAUCGAAGCUCUCCUCCACACUGUUACGAGCAUUCUUCCUGCAGGGCCAGAGGCUGAGCAGAAGGAAAGUACCAAUGAUGAUGUGACAAUGGCCGAAGAGGACCCAGCAUAGACGAGGACAGCUGGCCCAGGUUCUUUCAGCCUCCCAACCACCCCUGCCAGCUGCAAUUAUGUCAGUCAUCAUCUAACAUCAACCUUUUCAUCUAAAGAUCAGCUUAGCUCUCCUAACAGGCAAAAUUGAAAUUAGCAGGGGAUUUAUUUUGAAAUCUCUUGAAUAUUGGGAGCUUUACCAGGAGUUGUUGAUGUAUUUGCCAAGGCAUAUGUGUGCUCAUGUCAUUGUUUCAUUUUCAUGGUGAAUGUGCGAGAUGUUUUUUCUUGAUGGAUUUAGGGCUUAAUCUAGUUAGUGAUAAAUUGUUUCCAGUUGACUGCCAACUUGUGAUUUUUUUUAAUCUUUGAAGAGUUUGAUUUGCCAUGGAUAGAAAGAAAGUGAAAUUUUGAUUUAAAAUAAAAAAUAUGUAAUUUUGUUUUUCUUAUUUA
This is a messenger RNA of Manis javanica (Malayan pangolin), 999 nucleotides long. RefSeq names its product CGRP receptor component (gene CRCP). Gene Ontology annotation, biological process: transcription initiation at RNA polymerase III promoter. NCBI's taxonomy places the organism in Eukaryota, Metazoa, Chordata, Mammalia, Pholidota, Manidae. The record is from RefSeq and is a predicted model, not a curated record. Gene Ontology annotation, cellular component: RNA polymerase III complex. Gene Ontology annotation, molecular function: nucleotide binding.